AUGUCGAGUCCACCCCAAUAUACUACCGCUGACGCAGGCGUUUGCGGCACAGACGCAAUUUUCCCUCACCUCGUCUCCUCCGAUUCCCUUUUUCAAGAUAUCACUUGUGUCUCCUAUCAUCUUCCUCUCCUCUUGAAUAUGCACCUUCGCUUCUUUACGUUCAUUGCUUCUUGUCUCUCUGCUGCUCGUGCUUUCAGUGUGACAGUCGGGACUCCUACUGAAUGUGAACCUCUCAGCAUUUCAUGGACUGGCGGGCAAGCACCAUUUGAAAUACUCUUAGCUCCUUCUGACCAAAUAUAUCAGAAUAUAUCAGUUCCUGCAUCGACCUUCAGCAAUGGAGAAGGCUCUUAUUCAAUACCGCAAUUGAUGUUGUCGUCGACAACGUCGUUUGUACUCACUAUGUCUGACGCCACUGGAUUUGGUUCGGGUGGGACGACAAACAAAUUAACUGUUGGGAAUUCAGCUGCAAAUAACGAUUGCGGCGCUACAGAUCCAAAACCUCCUUACACGUUCGAUUUGUCUCCGCUGAUGCAAUGCAGUCCAUUUACCCUUACAGCCAAUAGUGGUGUAUUCCCGCCUAUUACUGUUGUGCAACUUAUUCCUGGUGGAGAAUCAGUCGUAUCCAAUUCCGAUGGCAACAUUUUUAGCUCGACUUUAGAUGUCAGCGCAGGGACAAGCCUGCUGUAUUUGGUCUACGACUCCUUGGGAAACCAAGGUGGGGUCUCUCCGUACGAGGUGGUCUCAGGGUCGAGUGAUUCCUCGUGCCUAAGCGCCAACUCGCCGUCAUCCACUCCAAGUAUGCCGGCCACGGCUUCACCACCAUCUAGUUCAAGCAGUUCAUCGAGCAGUCCAUCAAGUAGUUCUUCAAGCAACCAUGUUGCUAUUAUUGCAGGCGCAGCGGGCGGCGGUGGGGCUGUCCUUGUUGCGUUAUUCAUUCUCGGCAUAUGCUUGCGGCGUAAACGGAAGGCAUCUCGUUUGCCGGACGUUCGAUCUUCUACAAAAAGCCAUCCACGUCGACUGCACCAUACAGAUCCAAAUUACAAAGCCAGCCCCCACCCACCACAAUCCCCUUCCCUAUAUAAGACAAACACUCCCAGCAACCGUACCCGGCCCAUUCAUCCUGGCCUAGGAACCCAGUCAGAGAUGACCAAUUCGUCUACCAGCACCUUCGCAGUUAGCGCCCCUCCCUCAUCAUUCAACCAGAAACAACAUUCACGCCAGAACUCCAACACAGAUUCUUCUGCCCACGGGGAUACUCAAAGUUCGACUGCGUCAUUCGCUAACAGCCACCAAUUACCCCCGUCCACCAGAAACUUCACACCCAACGAUCCUCGCACACUGUUCAAUCAGACACCGCAUUCACGCCAGACCUCAGCUACGUCAUCUGUUGAUGGGCGAAUGGCUAGUGUCGCUGAACUGCCAUCACCGUGGGAGACCGAUCCUGUUAGCUACCUUGGUCUAUCCAUUCAAUCCGGAUCCCAACAGAGUCCUAUUAAUGCGUCUGCCACCAACAUGGCGACUGGGGACCAUCACGCACCCUUCAAUCAGAAACAGCCUUCGCACAUGAGCCCUAACACAGAAUUUGCUGUCUAUGGAGACGCUCAGAUGUCAGGUACGACACCCGUCGAGCAUAUGGCUGCGGGGGCACGACCAGCAUCACCAUUACCACGGAAGACAGACCCUGUCUACUUUGCUCCACCCGUUCAAGUCGUAUCUCAAUCAACUUUCACCUCUGCCGGCAACGUCGCAGUUAAGAACCCUCCCGCACCCUCCAAUAAGGCACAAAGUCCCGGUCAGAACCCUGGUACAGACAGGUUAGAUGUGCACGGAGCAUCUAAAAGUCUGUCUGUGCCAUCGGCUAACGCCCAAGCGACCUACCAACCUCCUACCCGAAUCAUCGUUCAUACCGACGCUAAUGAUGUUGUGCCAGACGAAAAUGGUGUAGUUGAACUUCCGCCGCAGUAUUCAGAGCAUUGGGAAAUGCGUGCUCACUAA
This is a messenger RNA of Suillus fuscotomentosus, 1995 nucleotides long. RefSeq lists its product as uncharacterized. The transcript is spliced from 6 exons. NCBI's taxonomy places the organism in Eukaryota, Fungi, Basidiomycota, Agaricomycetes, Boletales, Suillaceae. The record is from RefSeq and is a predicted model, not a curated record. The coding region runs from base 1 to 1995 and encodes 664 amino acids.